UGCUCACGGGUUCGAAUCCCAGAAAACACAUAAAUGCACUGAUAUGCAUGCUGCUUUUAGCCAAAUGCAUAAAUGUAAAUACACAGGAAGAGCAUGAAUUCUAGUUGACGUAGCACAUUUAGAGAGGAAAACCUAGCAAAUGCAGCUUGUCAGCAUUUGAUGUAACUGUCAGCGAAACAGACGGGACAAGAGACGCAGAACGGAGCCGAACAGAAUGUACGCUGGUUGUUGUAUCAACUCACUUUGAGAUUGUGCGACAUUUCAGGCCUUUCCUUCUCUUUUUCUCUCUCUCGCUCCCACAGAAUGGGGGUGUGCAAGGAGGGGACGGAGCGUAUCAGAGGGGGGUCUGUCUGUCUGCGUGUGUGAAGGCACAGACGGUUCAGUAGUAAUGUGAUGUGUGUCCCGAGGGAUGUUUGAUGGAUUAAUGCUGAGCAGCUCCAUUGCGAUGUACCACCUGAUCUCACUCCCACCGUCUGCCUCUAUAAAACCUGCCUGACUGCUGAUCUCAGCUAGUCUCACAGUCUCUCCUCUCUCUGUCUGUCUGUCUCUUUCUUCCUCUCUCUCUCUUUCUCUCUCUCCUCUAUCUCUUCCUCCUCUCAACCGCCUCCGCUGCAGGCCAGGAGCUAUCCAGUGCUGAACAAGUGAAUUUUUUCUUUUUUUUUUUCAGCAGCGUAAGCGGGUGUGUGUGUGUACAGUAGCAGUCACACACACACACACACACACAGUAUUGUACCAUCAGACAUCUCUCUCCUCCUGCGUGCUCUUCAUUUUUCCUUUAUCUACAGUCGCUGUGUUUUUUUUUUUAGUUUCUGGGACGUGGAUCUUCUUUUUUUAUGUGACGGAUUUCAUUCGGGACGAUUUUCUCCAGGGUUGGUUUUUUUUUUGUGUGUUUGUGUGAGUCCGUCUGCGGCCGAUGUGAAGGAUUUCUUGUGCAUCUGUGCCCGUGCGACCGUGUGUGAACCAUGCCUCGCUCAUUUCUUGUGAAGAAAAUUAAACUGGAUGAUUUUUCCUCAUCUCCUGUGUCAGCAUCUAAUCAUCAUCAUCACCACCAUCAUCUCGAUGACUCCUUUACACGCUCUCGCUCAAGCCUGGGCGUCCGGCUCUGUGAAAAUGGCUACAUCCAAGAUUACAUCAGCUCUUCUGAGUACGCAGAGGAGAAGCAGGCCGACAUGAAACUGAGCUCGGAUCCGCUGUACUCCCCCGUCAGCAGCGGAGGAGGGGAGUACUGCCAACCGGACCUGGAACACCCAGACAGCCCUCAGUCUGGCCUCACGGCCCGCGGAUACUUCAGCAGCGAGAGCGAAUCUCUCAGCGAGGGCUACACCAUGGAUGCGUUCUUCAUAUCUGACGGCCGCUCGAGGAGGAAGGGCGAGGUCGUGGAAACAAGAAAAGUUGCUGCAGAGGAGAAAGAAGUGGCCGGGGUGAACAACGGAGGUCCACGACACACCUGCAACGAGUGUGGAAAGACCUACGCCACUUCAUCCAACCUGAGCAGACACAAGCAGACCCACCGCAGCCUCGACAGCAAGAUGGCGCGCAAGUGUCCCACCUGCGACAAGGUAUACGUGUCAAUGCCGGCGCUGGCCAUGCACAUCCUCACUCACGACCUCAAGCACAAAUGUCACGUGUGCAGUAAAGCCUUCAGUCGGCCUUGGCUGCUGCAGGGGCACAUGCGGUCGCAUACUGGGGAAAAACCCUUCGCCUGCGCCCACUGCGGGAAAGCCUUCGCCGACCGAUCCAACCUACGAGCGCACAUGCAGACACAUUCGGCCUUCAAACACUACCGCUGCAAGCGCUGCAAUAAGACCUUCGCGCUGAAGUCCUACCUGAACAAACACUACGAGUCUGCCUGCUUCAGAGGCUCCGGAGACGAGGACGAGUCUGGCUCCGAGAAUUAACAAAAGAAAAAAGAUGAAGACGAGUUAACGCUCUCAAAAAUCCCCCCCACAGACUCCCCUUCACAGAACCCCACUAUCCCUUUUUUAGAAAGCAAUAUUUUCACCAAGAAAAAAACCAAACCGACCCAAUAAUAAGAAGACAAUAAUGAAUAGAUGCUGGAUUUUUUUUCUUUGGUAACAAAAAAAAAAAAAGACCCUCUCAUAUAGACACAUACAAUUAUGAGGCCUGGCAUGCAAAUUUUUAUGAACAUAAUACUAUUAAUAAUGAUAGUAAUAAUAUUUAGAUUACUGAUGUUUUAUAGCAAAUCAUAAAAAAGACAUAAAAAAGGACAGCAACAGGUUUGUGCUUUUUGAGAAAUGAAAAUCAAUUUGUAUUUUUAUGCUGCUCUUUUAUUUUGAAUUCUUUUGCAACUGCCAACAUAAACUUUUUAUGAAAAUGUGAAUAAUGACAGUAUUUGCAAAAAACAAAACAAAAAAAAAAAGAUUGUAGACCUCUGAAAAGGUACAAACUUUUGUUACACUUUUGGUAUUUUAUUUAUAAUUGUUAUUUUUAUAUUCAAAGUUUCCUGCAGUUUCAUGGUUUCACUAUUUAUUUGUUUAUUUACUUAUUUAUUUGUGCCAAUCAUGUCCCGUAACUGUUCGAGCAGAGCGACCAUCACUAUGUGUUUUACCAUAUGGAGGAAACAGCACUCAAGACUAAACAUUUCAAUGACCAGUCACCAAACAUUCGAAACACUCACAAUACGGACUACAGGGACUUUCAACGACUUCUUUAGCAGAUCUCUGCUCGCUCUGCUGGGCUUCCUCACACUAACACAGACUGCAUGUGCUCCAGAUGCCUGGGGCUCCGCCCCUUGUCUUCCUGCUCCAUGAUUACCUCACCCAGAGGCAGGUAUGACCUCUAACCUCUGCUCUGUCAAGCUCUCAAAGUGUCCAUUAUACAAACCUCAUUUCUACCAUUCCAGUAUUGUUGUUGAGUACUUAUGUAUUUAUUUAUGCACUAUUUUCAUUUCCCUAUUUAUUUAAUGUGUAUUUAUUUAUUUAUGUAUCUAUCUAUUUAUUUAUUUAUUUGGUUGAUUAUUCUCUGUGUUAUUGGAUACUGAACUGCCGUUGACCUUUUAAGAUGCUGCUCUUUAAUGAAAAUCUUUAUAUGCAUGAUUCAGCUGUAGAGGGAUUUUAUUCUUUUUCGAGAGGGACGGUAUGCAGUGUUUAAAAGCAGAUGAAUUCAGGUGAUGAUGCUUUGUUUAAUGGGCAAUAAUUCUUCUUAGGUACAGCAACUUGUAUAAUCACAGCUGUCCUGUUAGCAGUCAAUGUAGGGCAAUAAACAGAAAUCUCCUUAAUAUCUCAAA
Molecule: messenger RNA, 3247 nt
Organism: Megalobrama amblycephala (Wuchang bream)
Lineage: Eukaryota; Metazoa; Chordata; Actinopteri; Cypriniformes; Xenocyprididae
Gene: scrt2
Product: scratch family zinc finger 2
Exons: 2
Coding region: 963-1898 (311 amino acids)
Biological process (GO): regulation of DNA-templated transcription
Molecular function (GO): RNA polymerase II cis-regulatory region sequence-specific DNA binding; DNA-binding transcription factor activity, RNA polymerase II-specific
Source: RefSeq, a predicted model, not a curated record